GACGAGCUCGCGCUCCCCGCGAAGCGCUAUGCGCGGGAGGCGGCGGGGGCCCGGAGUGCCGCGCCGGCGGAGUACGCCGACCCCGGCUUCUGGGAGCGCCGCUUCGAUGAGACGGAGGGGACGUUCGACUGGUACGCCACGUACCGGGAGUUGGAGGGCGUCUUCAGCGAGUUCUGCCCGCCGGUGCCAGGCCUCGACGUCCUCGUGGUGGGGUGCGGCAAUUCGGCGCUGUCGGGCGAGCUGUGGCAGGCGGGGUACCAGCGCGUCACCAACAUCGACAUCUCCGCCGCGGCGGUGUCGAAGAUGGAGGAGAGAUUCGCGGGCACGGGCAUGUCGUGGCAGGUCAUGAACGCCACCGCCAUGGACUUCGAGGACUGCAGCUUCGAUCUUGCCGUGGACAAGGGCACCCUCGACGCGAUGAUGUGCGGGGGCGCGGCAGGCAGCGGGGACGCGGCAGGACUCGCUGCCGAGACGUGGAGGACACUGCGGCCGGGGGGCCUCCUGUUGCUCGUGUCGCACAACGGCGGGCGGCGGCCGCUGCUGGACCGGGCCGUCGAGGAGCUCCACGGCGCCGGAGCCGGCUGGGAGCAGCUCGAGCUCCGGAAGUGCCGCCUGUCGCCGCAGGCUACGCUGAUCAACAUCCUCAGGUCGAAGCUGCCAGGCCGGCCGCUGUCCGAAGCCCUGGGGGACGCGAAGCUUCUCGCGGAGGCGGCUGUCGAGGCCAGGCAGGCGCUGAAGCAGAUGGCCUUUUUGGAGGCGUUCCAUGCGUUCAGGGCCAGGAAGGCCAGGCUCGGGGAGUGCAAGGCCCCGGCGCCGGCGGCGCCGCCCAGCGCCGAGCCCGACGACGCGGACGACGGCGAGGAGCCGCAGCCGUCGCGAAGCGACGGGCACGGCGUCGGCGACCCGAGCUCGAGGCGGCAGCCGUGGUGCUGGGUGUACGUGCUGCGGAAGCCAGCGGCGGUGCCGCCGUAG
Messenger RNA from Prorocentrum cordatum, 972 nucleotides. Lineage: Eukaryota; Dinophyceae; Prorocentrales; Prorocentraceae. The record is from the annotation of a GenBank genome assembly.